AUGAAGAACUUCAUCAUUUUUACUCUCUUGGGAACUGUUGCUGCUUCCCUCACUGAGGAUAAUGAUGACAGAAUUGUUGGGGGCUACACUUGUCAGGAGCAUUCUGUCCCCUACCAGGUGUCACUGAAUGCUGGGUCUCACAUCUGUGGGGGAUCCCUCAUCACUGGCCAAUGGGUACUGUCUGCUGCUCACUGCUAUCAUCCCCAACUACAGGUGCGCCUUGGAGAACAUAACAUUCACAAAAUUGAGGGUGUUGAACAGUUCAUUGAUGAAGCCAAGAUGAUCCCCCAUCCUGGUUAUAAGAAUUGGGAUUCUGAUAAUGACAUCAUGCUGAUUAAGCUGAAGUCACCAGCUACCCUCAACUCUCAAGUAUCUACUGUCUCUCUACCAUAGUCUUGUCCUUCAGCUGGUACUGAGUGCCUUGUGUCUGGCUGGGGCGUUCUGAAAUUUGGCUCCGAGAGUCCCUCCCUUCUUCAGGGUCUGGAUGCUCCAGUCCUCUCGGAGUCUGUUUGUCACAAGGCCUAUCCACGUCAGAUCACUGACAUGUUCUGUCUUGGCUUUCUGGAAGGAGGAAAGGACUCUUGUCAGUAUGACUCUGGUGGCCCUGUGGUCUGCAAUGGACAAGUCCAGGGUAUAGUUUCCUGGGGUGCAGGCUGCACUUUGGAAGGGAAACCUGGUGUCUACACCAAGGUCUGCAACUACCUGAACUGGAUUCAUUAGACCAUUGCUGAAAAUUAA
This is a messenger RNA of Psammomys obesus (fat sand rat), 738 nucleotides long. Its product is annotated as trypsin V-A-like. Gene Ontology annotation, molecular function: serine-type endopeptidase activity. The record is from RefSeq and is a predicted model, not a curated record. Gene Ontology annotation, biological process: proteolysis. Lineage: Eukaryota; Metazoa; Chordata; Mammalia; Rodentia; Muridae. The transcript has 5 exons.